Messenger RNA from Apaloderma vittatum (bar-tailed trogon), 1662 nucleotides. It is a transcript of the gene CCDC78, whose product is annotated as coiled-coil domain containing 78. NCBI's taxonomy places the organism in Eukaryota, Metazoa, Chordata, Aves, Trogoniformes, Trogonidae. The annotation marks the transcript as partial. Gene Ontology annotation, cellular component: cytoplasm. The transcript is spliced from 14 exons. The record is from RefSeq and is a predicted model, not a curated record.
CUGCUGCCUGCCUGGUACUGUGGAAAGAUCCUGCCCUCUGAGCACAUGGAGUCUGGAAACAUUGCAGAUAAGCAGAACGUGCAGCUGCAGGAUAGGAAUGAGAGACUUCACUGGCCUGGAGACCUGCAGGACAGGACAGGGAAGCUGUUUGGCUUCAAACCUGAUUUGUCAGCCAGAACAGCCUUCAGUGAAGAGGAAAAACUGAAGAUUUCCAAAGACCUUAUUGAUCUUGAGAUCGAGACAAAUAAAAUGAAGGAGCAGUAUGAGAUGGAGAACUUUGAGCUGAAAAAAAUGCUCCUGGCCCUGGAGAAGCGUGUGCUGGAGCUGGAGCUCAGCAGUGAGAAAGUCACUGGGGAGCGAGAUGGCUUACGGGAGCGCCUGCGUGCUCUGGAGACUGGUCGGAAGGAGCUGGCAGACGAGUAUAUCGUUUUGAAAAGCAAUUACCUGGCCCUGGGCAAAGAACUGGACCAAGAGAUCAUGAAGAAUGAAGAGCUCAGCCUAAAGCUGCUCAACCUGACCAAUACCAGGGGCACCCUUCCCUGCACAGAGAGCAAGCGCUCCAUUGCCAUGGCCCAUGAAUCCUCUGUCAAGCCGGAAAGAGCGAGAGCAACGGUGCGCCAUCUCUCUGGUCGAAAAGUGAAGGCAGAAGAUGUAGUUGCCUCUGAACACGAGCGGGAAAAGCUGGAGGGAAACUUGCUUGGAAACCAGGAUCACAUAAAAGCAGAGCUGGAAAAAAUGAAGAAAACCUAUGAUUCGCAGCAGCAGAAGCUGGAAGAAAGAGUUUAAGGGCAUGUUGUUCUGAUUGCGAUGGAGAAGGAGCUGCAGGAGGCCAAGGGAGCGAUCGGGGACGCCCAGCACAAGCUGGUGGAGCAGUCAGCGGUGCUGCUCACAUCCCAGAGCCAGCUCCAAGAGGUGGAGGUGGAGAACUCCCGGCUGCAGCUCCGGCUGAAGGAGCUGAACGAGGAAUAUCGCUCCAGGCUCACACAGUACAUCAAGGAUGUGGCGGACUACAUGGACAGCAAAUCCAGCAGCAUUGCAGGUCCUAGCAAAGCCCCAGCUGGUCAUGCUGCCAUGAAACGCUUCGUGGACAGCAUGCUGAAGGAUAUCAGAGCUUCCUACAGGUCUCGGGAAGAGCAGCUAGCUACAGCAGCACGCAGCUACAAGAAGCGGAUGAAGAACUUGGUCAAGAAGCACGAGAACCUGCUGAUUGCUUACGGGCUCCAGCGAGAGCAGAUCCGGUCCUUGGGCAGCAACACUGCAGAUUGUGGCCCUGCUGAGCUCCACUUUUCCAUCACAGACCCGGAGCUGCUGACCAACACAACCCGGGAGCUAAACCGGCUGCGGGAGGAUAAAGCAAAGCUGGAGCUGCAGCUAUGUGAAUUGCAGAAGGUGAAUGAGGAGGGCUGGGCAGAGGUCAGGAAGCAGAUCCUGGAGUUCGCACACACCACUCAGGAGGAUCUGGAGCAGGAGAGAAGCCAGCUGCUGACUCGAGCAAUCAUGGCAGAAGAGCAGGUGUCAGAGCUGCAGGAAUACAUAGAGAAGCACCUCGCAAGAUACAAGCAGGAGAUCCUCCAGCUGAGGAAGGAUCAUGUGCUCAGUGCUGGGGCGGCUGAUGCUCCUUCACUGCCCAGAGCCCCAAGGACCGUCAGCCGCAAACUGUAG